AUGGGAGAACCUCAAAAUCCAAUCCCCUAUAUGCACCCUCCUCCCCCAGUAUCACUACCUUCUGUAGAAAAACCAAACCUGGCCAUGUUAUAUUAUGGCCUCUUCGUUUUAGGAACGGCUGCAACUGUGCUGGUAGUGUACAAUCUCAUAAUCGUAAAAUUGUGCACAGUAUACUACGGUGGCACUCGCCUGGGACGCACAGGUGACCUCGAACCUACCUCAACCCUGAGAAUUCAUAAACCGAAGAAAGCCGUCUUGUCCAGCAUCAAGUACAAGAAAAAUGAAGCGGACGAUUCUGAUGAAUGUGCAGUCUGUCUAUCAGUUUUUGAAGAAGGUGAAGAAAUAAGGCAACUUCCACAGUGCAAGCACUGUUUCCAUGCUCCCUGUAUUGAUAUGUGGCUUUAUUCCCACCUUAACUGUCCACUUUGUCGUUCCCUGGUCGAGCCACUGGUUCUUUUCGGGGUUUCUGCCCCCGAUCAAUCAGAAAACUCUCGAGAAGGAUUUCUGGAUUCAGGCAACUUGGUUUAG
Fraxinus pennsylvanica is the source of this 528-nucleotide messenger RNA. Lineage: Eukaryota; Viridiplantae; Streptophyta; Magnoliopsida; Lamiales; Oleaceae. The record is from the annotation of a GenBank genome assembly.